AGUGUGAGUUGUGGAGACGAAAAAUGAUCCUCUGCUAUCAAGAAGUGCAUUUGCUUUCAGGCUGAGGCGUCAGAAAGCAGCAAAGAUUGAUGAUCACCACCCAUGUUUGAAUGAUAUUUCCAGAAAACCUUUAACAAGUUACAGCUAAACUAAAUGAGUGACAAACCAGCCAGUCCAAGAACAAGUGUGGCACAGACUUUAAGUAUGGAUUACUGAGCUGGUCAGGAGCCCCGGAGUUUACAGGACAGCCUGCAGGCACCGCUGCGCACCACCAGGGCGCAAACCGGCACCUCUCCGGUGGUUUCGUCUCCCGGAUUAUCCCUCCGGUCCUGUUCGACAGUUUGCUCACGGGAGCCCCGCUUCACGAAGGCAGGGAGGAGUGAUCGAUGUUGAAACUUUACGGAGAGGACGGACGAGGGGGUUUCCAGCACCGGCUCGACAUCGAUCCUUUCCCCUACUGAACUAUCCCGAGUUGUGCGGCGGAGGAGAGGGACGUGUCUGGGAUUGUUUAACGGAGAGUAACCGACAACCGAGGGGGAGCACAGGGACACAGAAACCAGCCUCCGCCUCCUCUUCUUCUUCUUGUUUUCAUCCAGAGUUUCUUCACGUGGUCUUUAAUGGAACGGUGGAUUUGCACUAAAGACGCACAACUCCAACAUGGGAAGGUUUUAAUUCAUCUGUGUGGACACUGGAAGAAGACUGAUUCACAGCGCAGGGGACAGACUUCGGACUGGACCAACCUCCUCCAAGUAUAACAACCACGACCACAGCAUCACUAGUCCUGCUCCUGCUCCCGCUGCUGUUCAUGGCGGUCUGCUCGCCUCAAAAUGAUGGAAACCAUCAUCACUGACUGGCUGGUCUACUUUGUGAAAAGUGGAGCUUAAAGAUGGUAUCUUUACCAUCGUCUUCAUCACAGCUGUUGUUCAAAGGACCUUUUUGAGGAAUAUUUUCCAUAUUGUGAGGAAUAAUUCCCCGUUUUCCCCUUCAACGAGGCAGAGGAAAUUGAUGGCUGCAACUUUUCCACCGGAUGGUUUGCACUGCCGGGAUUUUCAAAAGGAUCACUAACAACCACCACUCCGUCUGCUCCGGAGUUACCCUCUCACUCAUGCCUGUGAGUGAAUGUGAUUUUAGUGUGAUUAUGUGGUUGUGUUUGCGUCUGCAUGGCGUAAGUGAGAGCUGAAACAUAAGGAUUUCUUUUUUUUUUUACUCUGAAAGGACAAGAGAGGACACAAAGAAAUAGAAAACAAGGAGUAGCAGCUAUGUCCCAGUGGAGGCACCAUUCGAGGACUGGGUGUCGACUACUUCAGACUGCCAAGAGUGGGAGCAGGAUGAUAGGAUUCGUAGGGCUUGAAGGUUCCUUAAGCGCCAGCCGGUGGGUGUCCUCUCUAAUAUGGCUGGGGCUGCUACUGCUGCAGGCGUCUCCAGCUGCCGUGUCUGCUGAGAAACUGGAUGAAAAUGACCCUGUGGUCACCACCACCUACGGCAGGCUGCGCGGCAUGAAGAAGGAGCUCAACAACGAGAUCCUGGGUCCCGUGGUGCAGUUUCUGGGCGUCCCCUACGCCAGUCCGCCCACUGGUGAGCGCCGCUUUCAACCACCGGAGCCUCCAGCGUCGUGGCCGGAGAUCCGCAACGCCACACACUUUGCCCCGGUUUGCCCUCAGAGCAUCGUGGAGGGCCGUCUGCCGGAUGUGAUGCUGCCGGUGUGGUUCACCAACAGCAUUGAUAUUGUGUCCACAUACGUCCAGGACCAGAGCGAGGACUGCCUCUAUCUUAACAUCUACGUCCCCACUGAGGAUGUCAAAAGAAUAUCCAAGGAAUGUGCCAGGAAACCGGGCAAGAAAAUAUGUAGACAAGGAGGUCCCCUUACAAAGAAACACACUGAUGAUUUAGGUGAUAAUGACCGCACGGACGACGAAGACAUUAGGGAGAGUGGAAGCCCCAAGCCGGUGAUGGUUUUCAUCCACGGGGGCUCGUACAUGGAAGGAACUGGGAAUAUGUUCGACGGCAGCAUCCUGGCCAGCUAUGGGAAUGUGAUUGUCAUAACUGUCAACUACCGGCUCGGCGUCCUAGGGUUCCUGAGCACAGGUGACCAGGCAGCCAAAGGGAAUUACGGUUUGUUGGACCAGAUCCAGGCUCUGCGUUGGACCAGUGAGAACAUUGCAGCCUUCGGCGGCGACCCGUUACGUAUCACUGUGUUUGGCUCGGGCGCCGGUGCCUCCUGUGUUAACCUGCUCACGCUGUCUCACUACUCGGAGGGCAACCGCUGGAGCAACUCCACCAAAGGCCUGUUCCAGAGAGCCAUCGCCCAGAGCGGCACAGCUCUGUCCAGCUGGGCCGUCAGUUUUCAGCCAGCCAAGUACGCCCGCAUGCUGGCCCGGAAGGUGGGCUGUAACCUGGAGGACACAGUGGAGCUUGUCGUGUGCCUUCAGAAAAAACACUACAAGGAGCUGGUGGAUCAAGACAUCCAGCCAGCCCGCUACCACAUCGCCUUUGGGCCUGUUAUUGAUGGAGAUGUUAUACCUGACGACCCUCAGAUUCUCAUGGAGCAAGGUGAGUUUCUCAACUACGACAUCAUGCUGGGAGUUAACCAGGGUGAGGGCCUGAAGUUCGUGGAGCUUAUCGUGGACAAUGAAAAUGGCGUUCAGGCCAACGACUUUGACUAUGCUGUGUCCAGUUUUGUGGAUGACCUCUAUGGCUACCCAGAGGGCAAAGAUAUCCUCCGGGAGACCAUCAAGUUCAUGUACACAGACUGGGCCGACAGGCACAACCCGGAGACCCGCAGGAAGACUCUGCUGGCCCUUUUCACUGAUCACCAGUGGGUGGCACCUGCUGUCGCCACAGCUGACCUGCACUCCAGCUUCGGGUCUCCGACAUACUUCUAUGCCUUCUACCACCACUGUCAGACAGAACAGGUACCACCAUGGGCAGACGCAGCACAUGGAGAUGAGAUCCCGUAUGUGUUUGGCCUGCCGAUGAUUGGACCAACAGAACUCUUUCCCUGCAACUUCUCCAAGAACGACGUGAUGCUCAGUGCCGUGGUCAUGACCUACUGGACCAACUUUGCUAAGACAGGGGACCCAAACCAGCCAGUCCCCCAGGACACCAAGUUCAUCCACACCAAGCCCAAUCGCUUUGAGGAAGUAGCAUGGACACGCUACAACCAGAAAGACCAGCUCUACCUGCACAUUGGCCUGAAGCCUCGGGUCAAAGAGCAUUACCGUGCCAACAAGGUCAACUUGUGGUUGGAGCUGGUUCCUCAUCUGCACAGCCUCAACGAGGUCACCCAGCUCAUCCCCACCACCACCAAGAUUCCUUCACCAGAGGUUACUAACCGCACCCCAAAGAACAAGGUUCAGUCGACCAAGCGACCUAACCCGACUCCAUUCCCCACUGAGACCCAGGACAGCCACAACCAGCCACACCUGGUGGACCAGCGUGACUACUCCACUGAGCUGUCGGUGACCAUCGCUGUUGGGGCCUCUCUGCUGUUCCUCAACAUUCUGGCCUUCGCCGCGCUUUACUACAAGAAGGACAAGCGAAGGCAUGAUGUCCACAGGCGCUGCAGCCCCCAGCGGAACGCCGCCAACGACCUGGCUCACACUCAGGAGGAGGAGAUCAUGUCCCUGCAGAUGAAGCAGCACUCGGACCUGGACCGGGACUGCAGGGGUGUCGGCGACUCCCUGCACCCACACGACAUGGUGCUGAGGACUGCCUGCCCGCCGGACUACACUCUGGCCAUGAGGCGAUCGCCGGACGACAUCCCGCUCAUGACGCCAAACACCAUAACCAUGAUCCCCAGCACCAUGGGGGGGCUCACCUCGCUUCACUCUUUCAACACCUUUCCCAGCAGCGGGCAGAAUAACACCCUGCCUCACCCGCAUCCACACUCACACUCCACCACCCGGGUAUAGCCCUGUGUAUGCACCCACGCAGGCAGGACUCUGAUGGUUGAGGCAAAAUCUAACGCCACUCCUGCAGCAGAGACAAACAGCCAACAUGCUGACAAACACAGAUAUGUCAGGAGCUGAAACGCCAGCCUGGAGUUGCCAGACACCCAUGGAAUUACGCUGGGAUUGUACGACACCCUGUUAAUACCUGAGGGAAUAUAGUCAAGGGAUUUCUGGGGGUUUGGACCAGAGGGGGAAAAAAAAAAAAAGUCUAAUUAUGUUUUUUGUAGAAAAAUUAAAGACAAGAAGAAAAAGUACAAAUAUGGAGCUGAAGAAAAACACCCUUACAAGCUAAAACAUGAAGGCGGAUGUUUUUUUAUUAUUAUUAUUUUUGUUCUGAUAUUGCAGAAAAACAAGGUACAGUAAACUACUUUUUCUUUCUAGCGACAGAUAUGGCCUUCGGGAUCUCUUGAAAAAUGAGUGCUUGACAGUAUUAUCUGGAAGCAGAACAGAGCAUCAGACACGCCUCGGAGGUGAGAAGACGGGAGCACUUUGUAAAAGCAAGAAAACAUAUUGUUUUCCUUUGGCGUCACACUGCAGAUUACUGUGUGUGUGGGGGCACAGAGUAGAUGCGCGCAAACCAGUUUAGGCAUGUGUUAACUUCAUAAAUGGAGGCUAUGUAAGAUAAAGCAAAAACAGUUGUUUGAACAGAGCAAAGGAAGGACUGAAGACUUCAAGGAAAAAAGAAACCCUGUAUGCACAAUGGAACAAUUUUGAGGAAAAAAAAUAUGUCACAGAUACUUUUCAUCCAUUUAUUUUUGAGGAUCGGGAACAAUUUUAUUGUAUAGAACCUAUUUACAUAUCUAGAUCUGUACACUAAGCACCAAGGCUGUUUAAGCCCUCAUCUCUUGGGGGGCGUCUAUACUGCAAACCUGCCAGCAGGACUGAACCAGUGGGACGUGGGGAUCCACCUACUGGCUUUCUGGCAGUUUCCAACUUCAACACAGAGAGCUGGAGGACAAAGGAUAAUUGGAUAUUUUAGCACGAUGCGCAUGACAAUUUAUCUGCUUGAUGGCUGCUCUGCUGAUUAUGUCAUUAUUAAGAAUAAUUUUCACCCUCUCCCUUGCAUUGGAGCAAUUUCUGAUGGAUUUCCUGAUUGGAUUACGGGAAAACACACACACACCCUCGCAGGACCAUGGGAAACGCAGUUCCAGGUUGUGGAUGUUGUGGGCUGGAGUUGGGGACAGAAAGGGGAGGGGCCGGGGAUAUGGUAAAACUUUCUUGCAUAACAUAAUAUAGCUUGAGUGGAGCUGGGCAUAUAAGGACUAGUUUUGUACUCUGUGUGUUGGUACUACUUUUUGAUAGUGGUUAAAUCACAUUACACUGUAUCAAUCAAACUCAUCGUACCUUCAGUUGAGAUCAAUGUUCUUUGCUAUUCUACCUAUUGGACAACUUUACCGUAUAGAAGUAAUUACCUGCACUGUUUAAUCCAUUGCCCAUUUUUCUUUUCUUUAACUGGAAGGUGUGUUGAUCGAGUGCCAUAGCGGAAGCCCAUUUGUAUGAAAAAAACAGAGGAAGAAAGUAGUGGAAAAUAUGAUGAAGAGUGAAUCUCUGGGCUACAUAGCUUUUUUUUCUUUUCUUUUUUCUUUAUCCAGCCAAGUUCUGUAGAGCUGUUAAAACCUGAAUGCCUGUACAUGACUAAUACAAGUCAAAGGCCAAGCACAGACAGAUCACAUUGGGUGGAACCUCGGUGGAAACGCACCGCAGGUCGAUGUGAGGAAGAGCGUGGGUCAGGGUAGGUAAAUUCCCAUGAUGCAUUUUUCAUCUAGUUUCAAUCAUUCUCUAUGGUUGAUCUUUUUUGGAGGUACAUUGCGUUAUGGAAAGGAAGAAGAAAGGCUUCCCAUAGCAGCUGAGGCCCGCAGUCAACCCUCUUUACCUCACUUGAAAGAGCUAAUACUUUUCUUCUUUUGGCCCCGCUCUUUUUCUACUGAAGAUUCUCUACUGUCUCAUCUUUUGUACUGAGCUGACAGGUCGGGCUGUUUAGUAAAACGGUUCCCCCUCGCAUCCACACCGCCUUCAGUUCACUGUCUCCUGCAAGGCUGCCUGCCAUCGCUAACAGCUUUAGGUCAGUGAAGCCUCGGCAGCUAACGACGUUAGCCACCAGAGUAGGAAUGUGUCAUACAGAAAAGCAGACUGCAGUCGGAUGCAGUCACUUGAGAGUCAUUGCGGAGGUAAAGUGGUGAUCUUCAAAACAAACCGAGAGGAAUACCCUGGAUGGCAAGCCUAUUGUGCUCAAAUAUAAGAUCUGAAUGCUGGCGCAGAGAUGCUACUUGGUAAGCUGAAUCGCUUGCCUCCCUGUUUUCCCUCCACUAAAGUGUAGAUGUGUGGAGGCCUCUGUUGUGAGAAUACUUCCUGCCCCUUUUGGCUCGCUCACAGGCACUGUGCAGUCAUUCAAAAUAAUGAGUGCAGACUACUGUUACCCCAUAUAACUCUGCAGCAGACACACUGGAUGGGGGAUAAAAUGUAGUUUGUCACAGGGAGUGUUGCUUUUUUGGAUGUGAUUUAAAUUGAAUCAACUAAUUACAACUGUUUGCUCCAGAUUUUUUCCCUGGAUGGAAAUAACCACCAGGGCUUGAUCUGGGAUUUAAACAAAAGGAAGAAUCCAAGCCUAUUAUCACACUUCCCCAUCAUGGGCAAGGGACUUUCUAAAUCCCCCUCCUCUGUAGAAACAAGCCAACAACAUUAAAAAGGUGUGAAUUUCAGACACUGGGGACAGUCUGUCCCGUAGGUCUGUUGGCACUGCACCAGCAGACCACUAGCUUUUCUAGCUCCAGCACUCAGCUUGCUAGUUUCUGAUUACAGACACACAAACAGUCAUAUGCAAAUGAAAUUGUAUGUGUGCUAACACCCUCACACACAACCCUGCAAAGGAAUUGGGCCGAGGUUUUCCAAGUGUUUUGGUAUCUACUCAAGAUAUUGUAUAUAGACUAACACCCUCAUUGCCUGCACUUGGACUCAAGAUUUAUUAGAUUCAUAUAAAAGAAAACUGGUGGUCUUUUUUAAUAGAUUUCACAAGAUGUGGAACCAAGCGUUGAAAAAAAAUUGAAAUGCUGAUGGUGGCUGGAUAGCUUAUUGACAGAGAGUGGUGCAGACAUUAUAAUGACUGUAAAGACUGUCAUUUUGAAAUAUACUACAAGGGUCUGAAGGCUAAUUUAUGCCCAAAAGUAGAUUCAGAUGGAGCCCUCGGUCUGUGCUCUGCAUUCAUUUUGUCUGUAUUUGUAUUUUUGUAUUUUUCUGAAAGUUUGUGGAUGCUGACAAAAACUGGAACAGUACGACCAGAAAUCGCUGGGGGGCAGUGCAGCCAACAGCCAGAAGUACUGGAAGUUAUCUAUGCCAUCAAAUUUGUUCAGUGGUAAUAUUAGUGAAGAGAUUUUUCCCCCCAGUACUUGUUGUGAUAUAUUUAAUGGCAUCACAGACCACCUCUGUCUACAAUGCUGCAUCUAGUGGAUCCACUGCUUCACAUCCAUGCAAACAUAAUUUAUGAAUGGAGGCAUGAAGGCAGUUCUGGUUGCAUUAUUUCAGGUGGACGCAUCUAUUUUUUAAAUGUAAAGUGGGCAAAUAUGAGCUUUAACUGUCAGCUAUGCUACAAUCAGACUACACAGUAUCAGCCCAAUUAUGGCAGACGAAGACCAGGCAACACUAUUCUUUCAAAGCCCAAAACAUGCAUAAGUAAACAAGGAAUGACAAUUUUAUUUUCUUUUAGUGAACCUGUUAACAUUUGGCCAUCACCCUUGGGUCAGGAAAAUAAUACCAAAUUAAUGACACCCAUCAGUGAGACAUGACUUGUAUGCUGCACACCUGAACACUCUCACCAACAGCAUAACUUUCAUCCAUAAUUCUGUCUAUGAAUAUUUAAUCAUUAGUUAUCUGCCACGCAGAUUGUGAAAGGCUGCAUGCUAUGGUUGCUUAGGUCCAACAUGUUGUGGAUCAUAUAUUUCAGCCUCCUAGAGCUCUACAAUCAUGUACAGCUGAUACAGUAAAACCACUGUGUAGUCUGGUCCCCAACCAUCCUGCUUCCAUCACAUUUGGGGUCGGCAUUUCACUGCUCACUCGGAUUCAUGUUAAAUCCAUUUGACUCAAAAUUGUUCUGGAUCAUGACGUACCUGCAUUUUCAAUGAACUACAAGGCGACUAAAACCAUAAACCUUAUCACUUGUGAGCUGUAGGAUGGCAAAGUUUUAGUAGCUUUGGAAAAAAAUAAAUUAAAUACAAUGUCCAGUCUGGUCAGCCCACACGAUGUAAGUGGGUAAUUAUUUUAUUGCUGUGAAUAAUAUAAUUGGCACUAGAUAAGCUAAACCCCCCAGCACCCCCCAGGACCGGCCCAGUUCAGACACUCUCCUGAGAAAUGACAUCGGGGCAAAGCAUGGGCCUCCCAUUGAAUUAAACAUGUAACUGCACCAAUGGGUAAAUAGUCAAGCAAUUGCAGGGCCAUGCUAAUUAGCUGACAGCUGAGGAUGAAUGCUAAUUAAUAACUUCCCUUGCAUUCAGUUGUCUGAUUGGUCAUAGGUAGAAAAAUAUUCCAGCAACUGCAGUGUGAGGAAAGUGAGAGCGGCGUGCUGGGCAGCACCCAAAAUGUUUCAAAUUAAAAGUUGAAAUUGAACUCAAUGCAUGGUAGCAAUUGCGGAUAAGAUUCAGCAUGUGUGGUGACUGCACAGAACUGGAAGGGUCAUAUUUUACUUAUACAGAACAAGCAGUCCUGCUAGAUAGCCUUGGGAUGUAAAGGUAGAUGGACAGACUCAAAAGGUGUUUGAGAGGAGGUGCUGCAGUGACUCAUGAAUCAGGGGGUUACAUAAGUGUGGAAAUGCAUUAAAUUGAUUCAUCAGGGCUAAAAACUGACAUGAAGAGAAGCAUGGCUAUGGAAGCAAAUUGGAAGAGUAUCAUUACUGAGAAAAAACCUGCAACUUUUGAACGUAAAAGCAUCGGAUGACCUUCACACCCCGGAAGAGAAGCGCUCGCUGUGCAGAUUGAGGGAGCUAAUGACAGCAUUAUUCGUAUCACUGAAAAGUUAUGUAAGCAGGACAGGGAAAAAAAAGAGGAAGUGUUUGGAGAUUGAUUACAUUUUGAGCUAGCUGCACAAAUUGAGAGUCAGCUACAGUAGACCUUAGCAUGACAGAUUGCAGCACUAGUUAGCCGCCACAUCCCUCGUGAUUGAGCAGAUGUGAAAAACACUUUGAAAUACACAGCGGCAGAAAAAGGAGAGACUGGGAGGAACCGCCGCCUGACCACAGAGACAGGAUUAAGCACUUUCAAUGAGACUGAAGCUCCUGCUGUCCAUUACAAGUGGCCGGCUGCAAAAACAUGAUAGACAGGAUGGUAGUCCUUACAAACUAAACAAACCUGCACUGAAACAUGCUGGAGUGUGUAUUCACAUUUGGGCAGAGUAGCAGUUCACUCAAAAAUGAAAACCCAGUCAUUAUCUACAAGAAACAAAGAAUCUGAGACGGCCAUUUAUAUAUUUUAAGUGACAUAACUUACUCUCUAGCAGCCAUAUUGGAUGACGUCAGCUUUGUCGUAACAAGCUAUUUUCAAUCGUUAAUGUUCACGUUAGCAAGCUACCGUACAGGCUACACGUUAACAUGUCAGCUGGCUUAGUGUCAUGUGGCUCAUGUCGUCUUGUUGACAUUGACUCUGAUAUUGAAGGUGCCCUGUGAAGUUAACAAUAUUUUGUUGAUGCAAUGUUCCUUAAAAAGUUACUUCGCUAUGACCUGCCAAACAUAUCAAAUGCAUUUUCCUACCUCAUACAACAUUUGCAUUUCCGUUUUCCUCAUUGCUCCUUCUUUUUUCCCCCCUUUCCUGUAUAGUUGAAGUUUGUGUUGUCCAUUACAUUCCUUCACCGUCAAUAUGCAGCAAUGCCCCUAUAAAAGUCAGAAAUGUAGGUCAAGACACCCACAAUACUGGGACUUUCUCAUUACAACAUUGCUCAACAGCACCUCUAGAGGUCAAAAACUCCACAGGGUACCUUUAAUGAUGAUGCUGCUUGUGUUGUGCGUUGUGUAUGUUGCCGUCAGUUACAGCAUAUGCUUUAGAGUAAGGGCUAGGACUUAACAGACGAGGGCUAACUGUGGUUUUUAAUAGUAAAUCUGAACAACAAAAAAAAAUCUUCUCAGAUAAUUAAUUUUUAGCAGACAAGCAAUAUUGUCAUUCACAUUAACUAACAUGUCUGAUUUCAGGAGAUUAUAUUGUUUUUGUCAAGGCAGAAGCAAAAAAAAAAAAAAAAAAAAAAUCACUCCACGUGCAUCAUCAUCAUCAUCAUCAUCAUCAUCAUCAUUAUCAUACAUCAUCAUAGAUGACGUAUGAUAACAAAUCAAUAUUUUUCAUAGAUGAAAAUAAUUGAUUUGACUUCUUGGUCAAAUGUACAGAUUCCUAAUUUAACACAUCUGAGAUGACGCUCCCAAAUGUCUGGAUCUUCAGAAUGAAUUAAAUCCUGUUUGAAAAGGAUUAACCAUAAUAUUUUUUAUUAUUUGGAAACAUAAAAAUGCUAAAUGCUGUGGGCGAAAGUGAAAGUGUGCAUAAAAGAAUGAGGUGGGAAAGAUGGGAACUGUUUUUUUUUUAGGCUGCCUAAAACAAGCGUUUCCCCAAGUGUUCGGUGUUUACCCAGGACUGUGUUCAUGUCACAAUGGAAAACUAACAUUAGCAUUUUCAUCAUCAUGGGGCACUAAAACUCUCUGACAGCCCAGCUGGCUGAAAUUAUUUUAAAAGCUCUGUUUAAAGACGAGGACACCCACCCUUUGACAGAGGAAACAUUAAGCCUUUAAACUAAGAAAUAAUAAAAUAUAAAACAUGGCUGGAUGGUUAAAUCUACUAAUAAAACAUGUGAAGAAGCUCAAAUUUAAUUGCAUAUUUUAUAGCAUUUUAUAUGCCGUGGCAAUUUUACCAGAGAACAUCACGACUACCUUUGGUUUAAGCUCACAGGACCAUAAAAAACAUAAACACACACCUGAUUUUCAGAACUUUUUUCAGACGUAAGCGCUGGUUCAUGACUGAAUUUAUGUUUGUUAGAUCACAAGUAUUCUCUAUUUAUUCAGGACUUCAGGGUCAUGUCGGGCACAGCAUGCAGCAGGAUUUCUUUUGUGUUGUGAAACAAUCACAUCCUUCAGUCAUAAAGACUCAGAACAUAUAGCUGUACAUUUCAAAACACAAACACUACAAAAGAUAUAUGUCAGCCCUUCUUGAGUGCGUUUAUGUGGGAAUCCAUAUGCUGAUAUUCUUAAUUUUGUAGUUAAAAGUAUAAUUCACUGUCAGUAACCGAGGCUUGUACACAUCCCAUCCACCCGUGUUUAUUUCUGCAAUGUGCCUAAUUUCUGUUUGUGUUAAGAUUUUUAAUAUUGUGUUAAUUUUAUGUGUUAUUUGACAUCUGGCUUGUCCUGAAUAAGACUUGAAUUGGGAUUUAAUUGGCCACAUGCUUGUAAUAUUGUCAAGUCAGUGUUCAUAUCCAAAUGGCAGAUGUAAGAUAUAAGUGUGACAAAGCCCCAGAGUUGAGACUAUCUACCGUCCAACGUCUCCUUUCUGUGCGUACAUCAUUCAAAGAGGGGAACUCUGAACCUAUCCAGGUAGCAUUUCUUCAGUCAUUUCUGUUGUAUCCCAACACCAGUAUGUUUUAAAAGAGCCAGUCUAGCAGGGUGACUAUGAAUCCACACAGUUUGGGACUGAAGACACUUGAGAAAAACCCUGUUCUAGGGGGGACGCUCCACUUUUGUGCCAGUGUAAAUCUGCCCCGACCGUAGUCCACAGUCAGCCUAUGCCGUAGUGUGCGGGACGGACGGGGGGAGGGGAGGAACGAGCACUGCGAAUGAAUGUAACGCAACGUGCCAUUUUCUAACCUCAAAUCACAGCAGAGACUUCAACAACAACCGAACCCUCAGAUUCAUCCUGAGAGGUUUUUGCUAGCAGUCUGAAAACUUAAAGGUGGGUUUGUUCUUUGAAUGCCAUGUGAAACAGGGGGCACAUGUGAGCGGGUCUGGCAUUUGUAAUGUAUAUUAUUUGUCACUUGUCUUUCUUUCUGGUUAAAUAGUAAUUACU
This is a messenger RNA of Acanthopagrus latus (yellowfin seabream), 11965 nucleotides long. It is a transcript of the gene nlgn1, whose product is annotated as neuroligin 1. The record is from RefSeq and is a predicted model, not a curated record. Gene Ontology annotation, biological process: neuron cell-cell adhesion; chemical synaptic transmission; presynaptic membrane assembly. NCBI's taxonomy places the organism in Eukaryota, Metazoa, Chordata, Actinopteri, Spariformes, Sparidae. The transcript has 13 exons. Bases 1260 to 3911 code for a protein of 883 amino acids. Gene Ontology annotation, cellular component: postsynaptic specialization membrane; cell surface; synapse. Gene Ontology annotation, molecular function: signaling receptor activity; neurexin family protein binding.